This is a messenger RNA of Aplosporella prunicola CBS 121167, 1230 nucleotides long. RefSeq lists its product as uncharacterized. Bases 244 to 966 code for a protein of 240 amino acids. The record is from RefSeq and is a predicted model, not a curated record. Lineage: Eukaryota; Fungi; Ascomycota; Dothideomycetes; Botryosphaeriales; Aplosporellaceae. The transcript has a single exon.
ACAACAGAAGCAAUGCCAAACCCAGGCGGUGGGGCCGUCGUCAGGAGGCUGCCGCCGUAUAUAAUAAGAUUAGGGCCUUCCGGUCCAAGACACCAGGCGGACGGUACAGCCCUUCUCUGCCCCGGCGCUUGUCACCACCGCUUAGAUUAACCUCAACCAUUCCUUCGCGACCCGGCCCGCCGCGAACCACCCUUCCCUCUCCCCUCCAUCGCACCUCUCGCACAGCCACUUGCGGCUCAUGCGAUGGCCUACUCCGCCUUCCCCAACGGAUACCCCCAAGCCUCGUCCUCACGAGCUGGACCAUUCGGCGCCUCCGGACCUCCCUCCGAGGGCCCACGCGGCAUGAUCAAUGACCCGCAAUUCGACAUCUUCGAGUGGCAUCCCGCCUAUCAAAGCUGCCAGCGCUACUUCCUUGACCAUGCCCAGCACGACGGGCCCGUCCAGGCUGUCGCUGCCUUGGUCAACAUCUGUCUGCCCUACCAGUGGACCCAGAACCCCAUCAUGAGCUCAUCUGGCAUGCCUCCACCGGGCACCGGCCCGGGUGCCUAUCCCCCCACGUGGUCCAGACACGGCCCGGCCCCCCAUGCUCCUCGUCCCGGCUCCGUGUGGGUUUCGCUUGUGCCGUUCAUUCGGCGCUUGGUCGUCACGGGCUUCGACAAGGAAGGCAUUCUCCACGGCUUUUUUGGCGACGAUUGGCGGAAAGGAGUGGGCCCCGUUCAAGAAUGCGAGCGCCGCAACUACCUCUUCGCGGCCAAGAGCGUCGGCUGGGCCAAGGUCAAGUACCAGUACGACAUGUCUCCGCACGAGACCGUGCCAUUCCUAAGGCCGCUCCAGAACGUCCAGUUGGAGGAAAUCGAGGGCGCAGAGAAAACGUGGAGUGAAUGGCUCGCAAUGGAAGACUGGAUGGUUGGUCCCAGGGCACCAGAAGCAAUGGAUGAUCCGGCGGAGAGCAUCGAACGGCCAUAAGGCUCAUCUGACGUAGCGGGAGGGGUCUUUUCCAGGCCAGGGAAGUGGAGUCCGGUCCUUAGCAUGGCGUUAAAAGCCGUUGACAAUGGCAGGGAAAGGAGCAUACAUCUGGAUUUUGGGACAUGAUUUCUGCGAUAGUUCCAAGGGAUUUUACAGGGAAACCUAGUUACAAAGUUUGGACUGGUCAGCAGCUUCAGGCUGUUAAUUUAACAUUGGCUGUUUACAACGUUUCUCUCUCGUUAUAACGGCAAAGGUAUGCGAAAG